CGGACUGUUGUGUUAGGUCUAUGGUUUUGACUCGAUUGAGCAGUGUGAGGGAAGUUUCAAAAUCGUUGCUGGAGUCUCGUUGCGCUUAGAAUCAGUAAUGGCACGGUAGCAUUAGCCCACUCGUCUCGUUUUCAUGCGUUUACGAAAUCAAUGUGUGCCGUCUAGCAUUAUUGAAGUGUCUCAGAAUGAGUUCCUUUGCGGGUCGUAUGAAGGAAUACCCAACAAUUUCCCUGGACCGCUUUGACAGGGAGAAUCUGCAUGCCAGAGCUUAUUUUCUGUCACACUGUCAUAAAGAUCAUAUGAAAGGAUUAAAAGGACCCUUGUUGAAAAGAAAGCUCAAGUUCAGUUUAACAGUCAAUCUCUACUGUUCAUUCGUGACCAAAGAACUACUGCUCAGCAAUCCAAAAUAUGACUUCUGGCAAGAUCAUAUUGUUGCCCUAGAGCUGGACAGUCCAACUCACAUAUCACUGAUUGAUGAAACAACAGGAGAGUCGGAAGACGUUGUAGUCACUUUGCUGCCGGCAGGACACUGUCCAGGAUCAGUUAUGUUUCUGUUUGAAGGGGGGCAAGGGACAGUGCUGUACACUGGUGACUUCAGACUGGCCGCAGGUGAUGUAGCCAGAAUGGAGUUCCUGCACUCAGGGAACAGGGUCAAAGACAUACAGAGUGUUUAUCUGGACUCUACAUUCUUUGACCCAAGGUUCUAUCAGAUACCCAGCAGGGAGGCCUGUCUGAAUGGCAUUAAGGAGCUGGUGCAGGACUGGCUCACCCAGAGCCCAUACCAUGUGGUGUGGCUCAACUGCAAGGCAGCCUAUGGGUAUGAGUACCUCUUCACCAACCUGAGCGAGGAGUUUGGAUGUCAGAUCCAUGUGAACAGCCUAGACAUGUUCCAGAAGAUGCCAGAGCUCUUGAGUCACGUGACCACAGACAGAGCGACACAAAUCCAUGCAUGCAGGCAUCCGAAGGAUGAGGAGUUCUUCAGGGCAAACCGAUUGCCGUGUGGCUGCACUUCCAAAGAUGGGAAGCCCCUCCGCAUCAUCAGCAUCAAGCCGUCCACCAUGUGGUUCGGAGAGAGGACCAGGAAGACCAACGUCAUUGUCAGAAUGGGUCAAAGUUCGUACAGAGCUUGUUUCUCCUUCCACUCCUCCUACUCAGAGAUCACAGACUUCCUGUCCUAUAUCUGCCCAGUGAACAUCUACCCAAACGUCAUCCCCAUGGGCCGUACCUUUGAGGAGGUUGCAGAGAUACUUAAGCCACUGUGCCGGGAAUAUUCUGGAAGGAAAGAGAUUGUCUACAAGCCCCUUGGUCUCCUGAAAAGGGGCAGAGAUGAGUCCACUUCAAGAGUUUCAGACAGUGACGACGAGCUGUUCGAUGAGAUUGCCGUGGCGCCACACAGAAAGAAGCUUCUGACCGGCGAGAAGGUGGAGCCUCACUGCAGCGAGGUGCCAACGCCCCCCGUCGGCCUGAUGGACUUCCUGCCCGAGCCACGCCCCUCUGUCCACACAGCCAAUUACGCAGACUGCACAGAAUCUAACGACGACGAUGACGACAACGAAGAAGACGAUGCGAGUAAUGGUGAAAAGGUCGUCCAGACCCCGAAGCAGGAAGCCGCAGGCAGUCAGUCGUCCGGCGGCGACGCAUCCGUUGCUCCCCCCACCGCUUCCUCCAUCCCGCCUCAGUGGGACGCCUUCUUCAAGCCGGCGUCGCUCCCGACGGACGAGAGCUCCGAGCCGGACAACAGCCAGAGCAGCCUGGCCCGCUCCAGCGAGCGCACGUGCUCGCAGUCGCCGGUGCUGUUCGCCGAGAACGACGACGACGACGACUCCUACCGCCUGUCGUCCUCGCAGUCCACCCACAUCUCCGACGAUGGUGUGGCGAACUUCUCCGAGAUGGACACGGUCCUCAUACGCCCGGAGAUUAAGAAGGUGGAGCGCCAGGGCAGUCAAGAAGGCAAGGCGGCGACCAAUGGAGAGUCAGGGGCCGGAGCCAACUUACCUCCAGAGGCAAGGGAUGGUUUGAAUGACAGUCAGAAUAGCCAAUCAGAUGCAGGGAAGGAUGCAGCAGAGCAGAAAGCCGAUUCGCAGGAGUCGUCGGACUUUGAGCUGCCGGCCACGCCCGGCUCCACGGCACCCCGAGCGGAGGAGCUGAGGGAGCUGUACCAGAAGCUGGCCGCAGGCGAGGAGCUGUUCCUCAGGAGAGGCAGCAAGGGCUCCGUCUGAGGCCCAGACUGACCAGGCGGGAGGAACACCUCCCACACAGGCUGGGCUCCUCUUGUUAUAUUCAUCCCCCCCCCCCCCCCCGUUGUUCACAAGUGAUGAAAUUUGCUGUUUGUAAUGAAAUAUCAGGAGUUAUCCACAUGGCCCAGGGUUGAGGGAUGUUUAACUGAGCUGUGGAGCUUUUCCUUAGAAAGGGCUCUGAAGUAGAAGCGACGCCCUGGGAAGCCUUCCCCAAAGCCUGUCUUUUGGUACAUGUUCUCCCCUCCUUUUUACAGGGGAACAGUAGUACAAAACUGUAUUACAAGUGUUUUCAUUGUUCAUAAUUGAUGAAAUUUGCUGUCGUCUGAUCAGCACUAGUUCAAAUGAAAUGCCCUUUGGAUGGCGGUACACACUGUUCAAGCACUUUCUACAUUCAUGCUCUUAAGAUUUGGGCUCAGUCCCAAACCAGGCCUUGGAAAAAAAAACUCCCACAUAGACCAGGUUAUUUUUAGUACCCUGGUCAAUUUGGAUAUUCCACAAACAUGCAGACUGAAUAGGUUGGGUAAUGGUUCAAUGUGAUAUAACAUUUUUACUCAAAAUUACCAGAAAUGAAAUUUGUUGUUUCCUUUAAAUUACAUUAUAUACCUCUAAUUUACACACUAUUCAGUGUAUAAAAUGAAGUAAGUGUCCUUUUUGACUGCUUUGUCAAAUGGUAGUACUUGAUAUUGGUAUCUGCUGUUAGGGGUCUGUUACAUUCCUGUUCUCUUGCACUUUGACUAACCUGCUACCUCCUGAAGCAGCCGUCACCACAUUGCCUAUAUGUUGUCUUUUUUUGAUAGAUGACAAGUCGUUGAAAUGCCACUGAUGUUCUUUGCGUUUUGUUUCACUAUGUGCAAUAAAAUGCUUCAUUCA
This is a messenger RNA of Sardina pilchardus (European sardine), 3107 nucleotides long. RefSeq names its product DNA cross-link repair 1C, PSO2 homolog (S. cerevisiae) (gene dclre1c). The record is from RefSeq and is a predicted model, not a curated record. Gene Ontology annotation, molecular function: 5'-3' DNA exonuclease activity; damaged DNA binding. Gene Ontology annotation, biological process: telomere maintenance; interstrand cross-link repair; double-strand break repair via nonhomologous end joining. The coding region runs from base 186 to 2219 and encodes 677 amino acids. Lineage: Eukaryota; Metazoa; Chordata; Actinopteri; Clupeiformes; Clupeidae. The transcript has 14 exons.